GGGACUCAUGUUCAAAGUCAACACAGACUACGAAUCUAGUUUAAAGCAUUUUCAGCUGGCUUUGAUCGACUCCAACCUCUGCACUUUGUCCAAAGCUGAAAUUCAGUUCCACAUCGCUCAUUUGCAUGAGAUCCAGAAGAAAUACAGAGCGGCGAAAGAAGCGUAUGAAAGUCUGCUGCAGACGGAAAAUCUUCCUGCACAGGUGAAGGCGACUACACUGCAACAACUUGGCUGGAUGCAUCACACAGUGGAGCAGCUGGGGGACAAAGGCACCAAGGACAGCUAUGCCAUCCAGUGUCUGCAGAAGUCUUUAGAAGCCGACCCAAACUCUGGCCAGUCCUGGUACUUUCUCGGCAGGUGCUACUCCAGUAUUGGGAAGGUGCAGGAUGCCUUCAUCUCAUACCGUCAGUCCAUUGAUAAGUCGGAGGCCAGCGCUGACACCUGGUGCUCCAUAGGGGUGCUCUACCAGCAGCAGAACCAGCCUAUGGACGCACUGCAGGCCUACAUCUGCGCCGUUCAACUGGACCACAGCCACGCAGCCGCCUGGAUGGACCUGGGUACCCUUUACGAAUCCUGCGGCCAGCCGCAUGACGCUAUCAAGUGUUACAUCAAUGCUACGCGCAGCAAGGCCUGCCUCAACACUGCUGCACUCACACAACGCAUCAAACUGCUGCAGGCUCAGUUGUGUAACCUACAGCCAGGUAGUCUGCAGAAUAAGAGUAAAAUGCUUCCUAGUAUUGAGGAGGCGUGGAGCCUACCCAUUCCUGCUGAGCUCACAUCCAGGCAGGGGGCCUUGAACACUGCACAGGCACAGCAGGCCUGUAAGGGGGAGGGAGGCCAGUCUGCCAGCAAUCACACAGACCCACAGGCCAGUCCUGCCAAGAGGAAACGCACUGCCAGCCCAGCUAAGGGUGCUGCAGACUCAUGGGCAAACAGUCCCAGUCAGCAGCAGAUCCCCAGCUGGUACCUAACGCCACAGAAGCCACAGCCCCCCCAGGUGCAGAUGUUGGAGCAGCUGGAGAAUCAGUACUCUCAUAUGCAACAGCAUCAGCAGCCGAUGAGGCAGCAGGCAGCAGCGGGUGGCCAGCCACGGCCCGGCCUACCCAACGGUCCUUUGGCUGAGCCCUCUAACCACGCAGGCCUCUCCCGCGCCUCCCCCCUCAAUCACACAGCCACCCGGCCCCCGUGUGUCACCCAGCCCACAGCCAACGGAUCCUGCUGUUCGAGUCCUUCAGCGGGGCUGCUGGGACACACGGACAAAAAUCACACCCUGGGACUGGGAGGUGGUGGCGCGAGCAACGGAAACGUGCCUUACCCGCAGCAGAACUCUCUACCUCACAACUGCACAGCCGCCAGUCACCCUAGCACCAGCAGCACUACCAGUAGUCCCAGUCAUCCAGACGAGACAUGGAGGAGCCAACAACGCAACACUACCACUCAGGGGCUUCAAAAAGGUCCAGGUUCACAUUCGGCAGGUCCCAAUGGAGAACCCCCUUUCUCUUCCUCCUCCCCUCAGACCUCGUUCUCUUCCUCUGGCAUUCUGAAUCAGGUUGGACAUUCCUCUGGGCCCUGCACUGCCUCCUCCUCAGCCUCCUCUUUGUCCCCCACGUCUCCCCAGACCACACCCAACCACUUGUCCUCGCCUCCCCACUCCGCAACUACCUCAGGGGUCCACACCAAAGACACCACGCCUUCAGGGGGCAAAAAUGGCAGCAACGGAUCAGCUGCCGCUUUGCCAUCAGGUCCGGAGGCUGCCGUCAGGCAUUCCGGAGGGACACCCCUAAGUCCCGGCACCACCCGCGUGCAGGGAUUGACUAAUCACGUCCAGCCGCGGGUGACAGACAGCUCUGCUAGCCUGUCUCAGCCAGGCUCUCCUGCCCCCGGCGUGCUCAGUUCAGACAAUCCUCAGCUCUCAGCCUUGCUAAAGGGAAAAGCCAAUGCUACCAGUAACGACGAUAACAAUAACUACAGUAACCAUGGCGAGCCUUCCUCAGAGAAAAUCAACAACGUCCACCCAGAUCUCCACGGUGCCGCUAAGCCAGAGCAGCCGCUACUUUUAACCACCACCACGUCCUCUCCACACUCUGCAGACCUGCACACCACCAACAGCCUCUCCUGCCUUAACAGUCCGUCCAACACCGACAGCCAGGGGCCCACUGUCAAUGGGAAGGGGCUGGGGGACUCCCAGAGCCCACUGAAGGUAAAGCCUUCUGGGGGAGCUCAGAGACGCACUGUCCCUGCUGGUCUGGCACCCUGGUCCUCUGUUUCCAUCUACCCCAGCUCCAGUGAAGUGCUCAAAGCUUGCAGGAACCUGGGGAAGAACGGCCUGUCAACGAGCAGCAUCCUCCUGGACAAGUGUCCCCCUCCGCGACCCCCUCACCCGCCCUCUCCUCCGCUGCCAAAGGACAAACUCAAUCCCCCAACGCCCAGUAUUUAUCUCGAAAACAAGAGGGACGCCUUCUUCCCUCCCCUCCAUCAGUUCUGCACUAACCCUGCCAACCCGGUCACUGUCAUCAGAGGACUGGCUGGAGCGCUCAAACUAGAUCUGGGCUUGUUCUCUACUAAGACGUUGGUGGAGGCCAACCCGGACCACCUGGUGGAGGUGCGGACCCAGCUGGCUCAGCCCACCGAUGAGAACUGGGACCCCAGCGGCACCAAGAAGAUGUGGCGCUGUGAGAGCAGCCGCUCCCACACCACCAUCAUCAAAUACGCCCAGUACCAGGCCUCCUCCUUCCAGGAGUCUCUGCGGUGUGAUGCGGCGCAGGAAAGGGCCAUUCAAACACCUAAAGUUUGGAACCAACAUUGACCUCUCUGAUGAAAAGAAGUGGAAACAGCAGCUUCAGGAGUUGUCUAAAUUGCCAGCUUUUGCCAGGGUGGUGUCAGCCGGUAACCUGCUCAGCCAUGUAGGGCACACCAUCCUUGGCAUGAACACAGUCCAGCUCUACAUGAAGGUGCCAGGGAGCAGGACGCCAGGUCACCAAGAGAACAAUAACUUCUGCUCAGUCAACAUCAACAUCGGUCCAGGGGACUGUGAAUGGUUCGCUGUGCCUGAGACGUACUGGGGUGUCAUCAACGACUUCUGUGAAAAGAACAACAUCAACUUCCUGAUGGGCUCCUGGUGGCCCAACCUGGAGGACCUGUACGAGACCAACGUGCCUGUUUACCGCUUCAUCCAGCGUCCCGGGGACCUGGUGUGGCUCAACACAGGCACCAUUCACUGGGUGCAGGCCAUUGGCUGGUGCAACAAUAUUGCGUGGAAUGUUGGACCCCUCACAGCCCAUCAGUACAAGCUGGCAGUGGAGCGCUACGAGUGGAACAAACUGCAGAGCGUCAAAUCCAUCGUUCCCAUGAUCCACCUCUCCUGGAACAUGGCCCGGAACAUCAAAGUGUCAGACCACAGGCUCUUUGAGAUGAUCAAGUAUUGCUUGUUACGGACUCUGAAGCAGUGUCAGAUGCAGCGGGAACUGCUGCUGGCUGCUGGGAAAGAGCUGGUGUGGCACGGGAGGACCCAGAAUGAGCCGGCACAUUAUUGCAGCAUCUGUGAG
This is a messenger RNA of Morone saxatilis (striped sea-bass), 3545 nucleotides long. Its product is annotated as lysine-specific demethylase 6A-like. Lineage: Eukaryota; Metazoa; Chordata; Actinopteri; Moronidae. Gene Ontology annotation, cellular component: MLL3/4 complex. Gene Ontology annotation, molecular function: protein binding; chromatin DNA binding; histone H3K27me2/H3K27me3 demethylase activity. Gene Ontology annotation, biological process: regulation of gene expression; heart development. The record is from RefSeq and is a predicted model, not a curated record.